UGAGCACUGUCGUGUGUCUCCCAGCCGCCAGGGGCCGCUGUGGGGCGGCGAAUCAGAAAUAUGGUGGCGUCCGGGAGAAGGGCUGUCAGCAUGGCGGAUGCGUUUUUCACUUCAUGUUUUGCUCUUUAGCCGAAUGUUUUGGUCUCGGCAUCGCAGCGCUGGCGAUCGCACAGUCAGGCCGCGGCGCAGCAGGGAGCGGUCUCCUCGGAUGCUAGCGGCUGCUAGCGGCUGCUAGCGGCCCGGGGCCGGAGCAGCGCUGAUAUCACGUUCUACGCCUCUCCGUCGCUCUGCGCACGUCGGGACUUGUGACCCAGUUUGGUCGGCGACGGGGAAAGAAACGCGGGGCUCCCCAAAACCCACCCAAACACCCGCAGUGAAACAACGAAACAUCUGUAAUCUCUGCCCAGCCCAGGGGCCCCCUGAAGGCUCCCAACUCCCCCUCACCUUGACAGGGCCCCAGUCACUACAGCUUUCCUAGACUUACCAGACCGGGAUGAAACAUCAGGAGCUUGAACAAAGAGGGACCAUAGAGGGUGAUAUUUUAAUUCAGUGACUCUUACUUUGGUCAAAGAAGAAAUAAUAUUAGCCUCAGCGGAAAAAAAAAACCCACACCAGAAAAUAACAAUGGGUGAAACAACUGUAGAAAUAGAUGAGGAGGUGACAAAACAGGACAUCUCAAUGGAGCCGCUCCCAGAGCCACUUCUGAUAAUCCUGUCCCCACCUCCACCUUUCCUACCUGUCCGUGGUGAACCAACCAUGUUUUGGCAUAAGUGGCUUAAAGCUUUUGAACACUACCUCGAAGCACUCGGUGAAAAUGAGCUGGUCGACUCCAGUAAGUGUGUCCUCUUACAGAACUGCCUUGGCCCAGAGGGGCAGCGCAUCUACACAACACUGAUCCACGGUGAAACCACGUACGCAGCAGUCAUCUCAGCGCUCACGGGUUACUUCAAUUCUGAUCACACUUCUCAGAUGUACCGCCUUAAAUUCCAUCAGAGGGCUCAGAUGCCUGGAGAGACUGUAGAUCAGUUUGUGUCUGCGUUAGAAGAACUGCUGAGGCCUUGUAACUAUGGAGAUUUACAAGACAAACUUAUCUUGGAUCAGCUGAUUGAGAAAACAAACUUCCCACAACUCAAAGAGAGGCUGCGGUCUGAGAAGGAAACUCUGACCUUGGCUGCAGCGUUGGUUAUUGGUAAAGAUGUAGAAUCUACUUUGAAUGAAUCUGAACUUUUUGGUUUUCACGAGGUCAGUGUGGAUAUUGGAGAUGAUUUAGACCCUCCUGUUCAAAGAAAGGCCAAAAGAGGGCGACCUCGGCGCGGGGAGAAAAGGACGCAAGCAAAACCAUGCUUGACUAAAACCCCACCAAAAUCGUCUAGAUACAAAGACAACUACUACUACAGCAAUGAUAAGCUAUAUUAUAGUGAUAAUGAUGAAGAUAAGUCUAAGAGUGCUGAUGAGACUAAUCUGGCUUGUGAUAAAACCAGUGAUAAAGGUGAUGAUGAUGUUAAAGCCUCGUCAUCAUUACAGAGGAUGGAGAAGGGAGGCUGCGACACGGCAAGUGAUGACGGUGGUGGUGGUGGUGAUGAUGAUGAUGAUGAUGAUUUACUUACCUGCAUUUACUUGACUAAAGUAAAGAAGACUUUGUCAUUUCUUUUCUGA
Molecule: messenger RNA, 1656 nt
Organism: Xiphias gladius (swordfish)
Lineage: Eukaryota; Metazoa; Chordata; Actinopteri; Istiophoriformes; Xiphiidae
Exons: 3
Coding region: 625-1656 (343 amino acids)
Source: RefSeq, a predicted model, not a curated record